ACUAACAAAAAGUUCCCUGUUUAGAAUUUUUUACCAGAUUUAAACCAAUUAUGAAAAUUCUACAGCAGGUACCAAGAAUAGAACAAAGGACCGUCAGAUCGUUGGUGGGAUACGUCGUCAGCUGGAGAAUUUUGUGACUGUACUAUUCCAUUACAUUUCAAACAAUCCAGUUGGUCAUGUUCUAAGGACAGUUUAGCUUUAGAUGCACCAAACGGUAUUACAGGGCGUACAAUUGCAAUCUUAUAAUGCUCUAAUCCUUUUUUACUGGCAAUUCAUACUUCGGGAAUGAGAAUCCUUCAAUACACGCCUUCUUCAGGCAGGAAAGCAUUUGUAGCAAAUCAACAUUCAACUGAAUUACUCAUGGGUCGCAGUUUACGGUACUACACGUUCUGUGCUCAAAUUCUCUUUGGUGCUUCGUUUAUGUUUAAUAUCUUGAGUACAGACCGUAAGGUCCCUACCAAAGGAUCCUUAUAGGACAGGAUAGCAUUACGAAACGAUAAAACUCCAUGGGUAGUAUAAGUGAAAACGACACAGAUACCCGCCCUUCCAAAAACUAAAAUUUAGGCUCACGUCACACUUAGGAGGGGCGCUUUCCGCAUCGCACGGCGAAGGGAGCAGAGCGGCGUAGGACGGUGUCGCCUUGGCUGUUUUCAAGCGGAAUAAUUGACCGAAACUCUCAAGGUUGCUGUUGCCCCCCCCAGGCGAUUAGGAUGGGGUAAAGUUCUGGUGGAACGGAACUGGGAGGUCUGCUAGUACAGCAUUGCUGGCCGGUGUCGUAUUUACAGCCAGUAGGUCGUGAGAGGAGACACCAUGCAGUGCUGCACGCUGAGGCUCCUGGGUCUGAUGCUGAUGUUAAACGUGUUCAUCUUCGUCAUGGUCAGCGUGUCGCGGAACAGCGGCCAGGACAAGAAAAGUCCGGCCAAGCUGCUCGUGCCCAACGAGAAGUUCUGGGGGCCAGCUGUGCCCAGCGGGGCCUACUGGAACCAGGAGCAACGGAAGCUGGAUGACUCCCACAACCCCAUCCUGCUGGUGGAUAAUUCUUCCGGCAACACUCUGCACGACUCAGUCAACAACACCACCUCCUUAGCACCAUGUGCCCCAGACCUAAGCGUAGCUACGAAGAUAAAAGACUACAACUCCCUACCGCAACGCUUCAAGGACUUCUUGAUGUACAUGAAAUGUAGGUUGUACCCCAUGGUAGUGGAUCAGCCACAUAUAUGCAAAGAUAAGCCUUUCUUGUUGCUGGCAAUUAAGUCUCUGGCACCCCACUUCGACCGGCGACAGGCAAUCAGGGAAUCCUGGGGGCGAGCAGGCCAAAUGGUCAACUGUACAGUUGCCACAGUGUUUCUCCUGGGUAAUGCCACUGAGGUGGACUACUUCCCUCAACUCUCAGACAUCCUGAUGUAUGAGAGUUCUCAGCACAAGGACCUCCUGAUUUGGGACUACAGGGACUCCUUCUUCAACCUGACCGUCAAGGAGGUGCUCUUUCUGGACUGGUUCGGACGGCGUUGCCCUGAGGCGAGAUUCGUCUUCAAGGGGGACGACGACGUCUUCGUCAACACCCCUCGCGUCCUUAACUUCCUCAACACCUUGACCCCGGCCCGCGCCAAAGACCUAUUUGUCGGCGACGUGAUUUUGAACGCUGGCCCACACCGAGACAAGAAGGUCAAGUACUACAUCCCCGAGAGCAUGUUUGUGGGGCCGUAUCCACCGUACGCUGGGGGCGGGGGAUUCCUCUACUCAGGGGACGUGGCGCUACGCCUGCGCAACAUUUCCGGCUUGGUGUCCCUUUACCCCAUCGAUGAUGUUUACACCGGCAUGUGCCUCCGCAAGCUGGGCCUGUCUCCUAUGAAACACCAGGGCUUUAAGACCUUCGACAUUCAGGAGAAGUACCGAUCCAACCCCUGUGCCUACCAAAGCCUAAUGCUGGUGCAUAGCAGGACUCCACAGCAGAUGAUCCAGAUCUGGAAAUGGCUUAGGGACCCAAAGCUGACCUGUCAGUGAAUAUCAGCAUAUCACCAUGUUGCCUGCUUUUGUUUAGCCUGUGAGUGUUUGGCAGAUAUUGGCAGCUUUUAUUAUGAUGAUCAUCAUCACAAUGGUAGUUCUCGUACUAAAAUUUUAAUUAUGGAUAUAACGAUAAUUAGCACUUAAAAUUAUUAUUUAUUAGGACAGCUGUGGUCCUUUCCAUUGUAAGCUGCGCUAAAAGUGACCUUAAUUUUUUUGUCUAGAGUUUAAUCCUACUGUAUGAUCCGCGUGAACACUUCAGAACAGGCCUUUUGAAGUGUUAUUACUUGACAUUUAAAGAACUUAUGAGAGAACAGAGACGUAUACGUAUGCGGGUCAUGUAUUGACCUGGGAUUUCCAUACAGAAUGGGUUAGAUUUGGAAUAUGUAACCUUCCCCACUGGUGCCUUGUCUGGCACAGGUCAGUCCAUGGAUUCUGAAUCAUCGAUUUCACCCCAGGAACAGGAACUAACCCCCAUUUCACUUGCUGCAAGUUUCAGUGAAUAAUUUCCUCCAGUCCUGUUCUGAAAAAAUGCCUCAGGGUAAUUCUCUUGUUUUUUUCUAUCCGACCAUUAAAAUAGUUCACAUCUGAUGCACAUCUAAGGCGUUUUAUAAUGUUUUUAUUCAGCGCCUGUUUUAAUGCAACGCCGGCUUUCACCCGAACCCCUCUUGAGCUGACGAGAUGCUUUAACAGAACAUCAGUAUUAACCACCCGUCUCCACAUUGCCAAGUUACACUGUGGAUGGAGAUGCCAUUUAAAUCCAUUUGGAACGAGAAUGAAUUAAGGACUCAUUAGGCCGUGGCGCCUACAUAGAUGCAGGGCUGCCGUUUCAGAAAAUUUCCUGGCUUCCAAUUUAAAAAGUCGUGUGUUUGAGGUAAUUGGCCUAUGAAUGUAUCUCUGUAUACUACAUACAUUUUCUGUUUCAGAUUCCAUAAAAGGAAAUGCUGUUUUAGUAUGCUGUGCCGUUUUAGAAAAAUAUCAAUGUAUAUUGUGUGCGCACGUAUGAUGAUUGUAUGCAUGGUGCCUCAGCAGUUUUCAUUGCACUGUGGUGACUACUCCUGCUGUUUGCUCAAACGUUGAAAGCUUAUUGGAUCUGCACUUGGGGGGAGGUUGGGAUUGGCCAAAACCUGCUGGACAGGUCCAAAGUCACUUUAGUAAUGGACAUAGUAACAUUGUAGCAUCUGCUGGAGGGAAAAAAACUGAUGUUGUGAUUUUGUGUUAGUCACUACAUUUUCUUUUGCACAGAGUAAAAUUAAUUCUGUUCUGUAAGAAGUUCUGUCUGGCUAACCGUCCAUCUGUGAUGUACUUUGUUGUUGUUGGACCAAUGAGUUAUGAAUAAGAGAUUCCCAAAGACCUUAAUUAUAAUCACGUUGCUGUUUUUUUUUUUUUUUUUUUUGUUAUUUAUCUUUUCUUUUUUGGAUUUUGUUUUCACACGAAAAGGAGUUUGGGCUCCUUUCCCACCUGCUCUUUGUCAUGAAUGUUCAUUGUACUUGGGCUUCUCAGCUUUCUACCCAGAGUUGUUCUUGUGGUGAACACAUUAGCGCCUGCACUUUUAGGAUUCCUCCACCAUUUCCACUCUGAAUUAUGAAAACAUUCCUUUACAAAGUGCCUGCCGUUUGUGUGACUGUUUACGCUUGGUUUUAAAAUGUGCUUUGGCCGAUCGGAUCACAGAUCGACACAUCGAUGUUUACAUGUGGGGCUGUCAUACCUCUCCAAGGUGUCCAGUGUACGACGUGUUUUCAGACUCCAUUCCUGUCUAUCUCACUUCAGCAGACUUCCAAUUUCGUCGUGCACACUCAUCGUGACAUCUUUGCUGGGGACGCAUCAGGACGCUAUAAGGUUUACACUACAAAAAAUGUAGUCACAUGUGCCCCAGACCACCUUGGCGAAUGAUUUGAGUAAUUGGAUCACGAUGUGUCUUGGUGCUCAUUUACUCGUGUAUUUAGCACUGCCUACUUAUGAUCCGAUCGCCCAAGACGCAUAUUUAAAUAAAGUGUAAACAGGGCGCGUGUCUCCAUUACUGCCCCAGUAUUGGCAUUUUUUUGUACGUAUUUAAGAUGUGUGUGUUGCGUUUCGUUUUUAUAUUUUGGAUUAAUAAAAGUGUUUUACCAUA
This is a messenger RNA of Brienomyrus brachyistius, 4117 nucleotides long. It is a transcript of the gene b3gnt2b, whose product is annotated as UDP-GlcNAc:betaGal beta-1,3-N-acetylglucosaminyltransferase 2b. Gene Ontology annotation, molecular function: hexosyltransferase activity. Bases 811 to 2004 code for a protein of 397 amino acids. The record is from RefSeq and is a predicted model, not a curated record. Gene Ontology annotation, cellular component: membrane. Lineage: Eukaryota; Metazoa; Chordata; Actinopteri; Osteoglossiformes; Mormyridae. The transcript has 3 exons.